Messenger RNA from Suncus etruscus (white-toothed pygmy shrew), 625 nucleotides. It is a transcript of the gene CLEC3B, whose product is annotated as C-type lectin domain family 3 member B. The transcript is spliced from 3 exons. NCBI's taxonomy places the organism in Eukaryota, Metazoa, Chordata, Mammalia, Eulipotyphla, Soricidae. The record is from RefSeq and is a predicted model, not a curated record. The coding region runs from base 17 to 625 and encodes 202 amino acids.
GCCGCUGCUUUCCGACAUGGAGCUGUGGGGACCCUACCUGCUUCUCUGCCUCUUCUCCCUCCUCAGCCAAGUCACCACUGAGGCCCCCACUCCCAGGCCCAAGAAGGCAGUGAACACCAAAAAAGAACUUGUGAGUCCCAAGAUGUUUGAAGAGCUCCGGAGCCGACUGGAUGGUCUUGCAGAGGAGGUGACACUGUUGAAGGAGCAACAGGCACUGCAGACAGUCUGCCUGAAAGGCACCAAGGUGCACCGCAAGUGCUUCCUGUCCUUCCCAUCGCCCAAGACCUUCCACGAGGCCAGCGAGGAUUGCAUCUCUCUGGGGGGCACCCUGAGCGCCCCCCACUCGGGCUCGGAGAAUGACGCACUGCAUGACUACGUGCGCCAGAGUGUAGGUGCCACGGCUGAAGUGUGGCUGGGCCUCAACGACCUGGCAGUCGAGGGUGCCUGGGUGGACAUGACCGGGGCCCCCCUGGCCUUCAAGAACUGGGAGACAGAGAUCACGGCUCAGCCCGAUGGGGGCAAGGCAGAGAACUGUGCAGCUCUAGCAGCUGUGUCCAGCGGCAGGUGGUUCGACAAACGCUGCAGGGACAAGCUGCCUUAUGUUUGCCAGUUUGCCAUCGUCUAG